Molecule: messenger RNA, 1759 nt
Organism: Rhipicephalus microplus (southern cattle tick)
Lineage: Eukaryota; Metazoa; Arthropoda; Arachnida; Ixodida; Ixodidae
Biological process (GO): regulation of transcription by RNA polymerase II
Molecular function (GO): RNA polymerase II cis-regulatory region sequence-specific DNA binding; DNA-binding transcription factor activity, RNA polymerase II-specific
Source: RefSeq, a predicted model, not a curated record
GUGCAGGUAAGCGUCACAGGCCGUUGCGCCUGCGCGCUAGGACAGAGAGUGCUGUGAAAUGACGCUAAAGGGCAUGGGCGGCAGCCGUCGCUUGAGUGCUGCUGUCAACGAUGACAUUGGCGAGCGGAGGUUCUACAAAGAUCCAGGGAUGAACGGUGACCUCUCGAACGACACACAAGACAGUGCAACUAGUCAAGACACGGGCGACCUGGGUCAGGAUGAAGACAGUAUGGACUCCGAGAAAGCCCUCAAUCUCAUCAAGAAGUCAGCGCGGUCGGGCCUCUUCCACGAGAUGGACGACGAGCAGCUGGAAGCGAAGGUGGCGCCGGGCAGCGGCAAGAUGUCGGCGGCGGCGGCCAACGGCACCCAUGGGACCCAAGCGGGACCCAUGGCUGACAUGCUGGCGGCGGCCUCGACUCCGACACCCGUCGUGCCCCCGUCCGCGCUCGUGACCACCACGGCGGCCGCGGCACUGGCCGCGGCGGCCGCCGCCGGGCAGCUCUCGCUCAACCAGCUGAUGGUAGCUGGAGCUCAGGGCCAGCAGCCGAACCUUUUAAUGCAGGCUGGAUUGGCUCAGCAGUUGCAGCACGUAGGCAAGUUGCCCACGGCUUCAGGUCUUCCUGGACUUCCCGUCAGUAGCCAGGACCUCCAGCAGCUACAACAGCAGCUCCAGCAGCAUCAGCAAAAUCUUCAGAAUCAAAUGGGCCAGUUUGUGUUUUUGCAGCCAGGACAGCUGCCAGCAAAUGUACAAGCGCAACUCUUUCUGCAGAACCAGGGUCUCCUCCAGCAGGGCCUGAUGCAGCAGAGCCUGCAGAACCUGCAACUGCAGGCCAGCCAGGCGCUGCCCCCUGGGGUGCUCUCGUCGCAAGCGGCAGCCACCGUGGCGGCUGCCGCUGCCGCUGCCGCGCAGCAGCAACUGCACCAGCUUCAACAGCACCACCACCAGCAGCAACAACAGCGGCAGCAGCAGCAACAGCAACAGGAGCACCAGGGGCACAACCGGGCAUUGCACCAGUCGCCACACAAUAUGGCUCACAUUCAGCACAAGCAAGCGCCGACAGGUCCUCACCAAGUCAAAUCGAGACCAGCGGAGCCAAGUCCGGAGGAAAUGACGGACUUGGAAGAGCUCGAGCAGUUUGCCAAAACGUUCAAGCAAAGGCGGAUCAAGCUCGGUUUCACACAGGGAGAUGUGGGCCUGGCUAUGGGAAAGCUGUACGGCAAUGACUUCAGCCAGACCACCAUCUCCCGGUUCGAGGCGCUCAACCUGAGCUUCAAGAACAUGUGCAAGCUGAAGCCGCUGCUGCAGCGAUGGCUCGAGGACGCGGACGCCUCGCUGAACAACCCGGCUGCCCUCGCCAACGCCCACACCACACCGGAGUCGAUCGGCCGGCGCCGCAAGAAGCGCACCAGCAUCGAGACGAGCGUGCGUGUGGCGCUCGAGAAGGCAUUCGUGCAGAACCCCAAGCCCACGUCGGAGGAGAUCGCCGUGCUAGCCGAGGGCCUCUCCAUGGAGAAGGAGGUGGUCCGCGUCUGGUUCUGCAACCGGCGCCAGAAGGAGAAGCGCAUCAACCCGCCCCCGGGGGGCGCCUGCCGGGAGCCUUCGCCGCCGCCGCCCGGCCUGCACCUGAGCAGCCCGCCGCUGCCGCCGCUCGGCGCCCUCCACUCGCCGGCGUCGCUCGCGAGCAACGCGUCCACGCCGUCGCCCCCCCACCACGCGCCCACCCCGUCCGCCGCCCACCCUCCGCGGCCGCUCCCGCUG